AUGAGAUCAGCGGUCCGAACGGCGAAGAGAAAUGCGAAUCAAAAGAUUUGCAGUGGAACUCCGCCGAAGAAAUCAACGCCUGAAAAAAGAACUCCGAAGAAACGAUCGACUGCUCCAAAACAGAGUACCGCUCGGAAACUUGUGAUAUCUGACAAUGAACCUGAAGAUUUUGACAAUUUUGAAGAUGAAACUGCUGCAAUUGCCUGUUCCGCUCUCGAAGCAUACUUCAUGCAAGGGAAAACAGCUUCUGAACGAAUGAAUCGAUCGAGAAAUAAGAGGCGAAACAACCCAUCGAUUGACGAUGUUGAAGACUCGGAUUCUGAUAGAGAAAACUUGUGUGGAGCGAUGUUCAAGUGCAAUCUGGGUAAACUGAAAGACUACAUUAUUAAGAAAAACGAAUCGGAUGAAAUGGAAACAUUUGUGGAGAAUCUCGAUGUUAAAGAAAUGGCUAAAUGGACACUUUAUCUCGCUGCUGGCUUCAACAUUUUGCUCCACGGAAUUGGCUCGAAACGAGAUGUUAUCGAUCGAUUCGUUGCAAGUGAACUCAAGAAAUUCACGUAUAUGCGAAUAAAUGCGAGAAUGGAAGACGUGACUCCGAAAUCGGUGCUAAGUGCAAUAAAUCACAAAAUGGGAUUGAAUUGCACGAGUCGAGGAUUGACAUUAGUCGAAUGGGCGAAGGAAAUUCGCAACCGCAUCGCCAAAUCGAAUCAACAACUCAUUUUAGUAAUCGACAAUAUUGAAGCGCAGGAUUGGAGAAAUGAUCAGGAUAUGAUUUGUGCACUUGUUGAGGAUAGAAGUGUUAUUAAAUUAGUUGCAACGGUCGACCAUGUGUAUUCGACGUUUAUUUGGAAUUCGAGGCAAUUAUCUCUAUUGAACUUGAUUCAUGUGACUGUGAAUACAAUGCAAAUGCCCCUACAUGAGCUCAUUACUGGAGAAUCGCGUCUUUUGGGCCUUGAUGCUCGAUCGAAUCAUUCUUCGCACACAACAGCAUCACUUGAUGCAUUCUGGAAAUCACUUGCUUCAAAUCAUCAGAAACUGCUUCAAUUGUUUUAUUCGAUCUACUUCAAAACGAAGAAACCAGUCAGCUUUUGGGAUUUGUUCGAUGCUGCCAAAAAAGAGUUCAUCGCUUCAACUGAUACAGUUUUGAGAACCCAGUUGGUAGAAUUUAAAGACCAUCGAAUUAUCAGCUGGACACGAAGCGAUGACGGAAACGACCAGGUGUCUGGAACUGUCGACGAAACUUUAAUGACUAAAUUUUUGGCUUCUAAAGGAAUGCCAAUUGAACAAAAUACUGAUUAA
Messenger RNA from Caenorhabditis bovis, 1299 nucleotides. The record is from the annotation of a GenBank genome assembly. Lineage: Eukaryota; Metazoa; Nematoda; Chromadorea; Rhabditida; Rhabditidae.